CAUCUCCAGGUGUAAUUUAGGAAGAUUCCUCCCAAGAUUCUAAAUUCCCCAGCUAAUUAACUCCUCAGUGUUAAUUAACUAAUUAACUCCUCAGUGUUCAAUUAACUAAUUAAUUCCGCAGUGUUCAAAGGUGGAUCAGUUUUCUGAUUUGCCCCAGAAGCAGGUCCAUGCAUCAUGCAUGGUGACCCUUCAAUUUCUUCCCCCUUUCUCUAAAAUAAGGCUAAAAUCCAUCCUGCCUCUGACAAAAAUCUUAAAAGGAGAUUUGAAAGACAAAGUCCAGGCAGAGCUUUAGAAAGGACAGUGAAAACACCGCACUUAUUUAAAAUAUUUAAUUACCGAAAUUGCUGACUUCUAUAAACUGGAAAGAGAACUGUUCACACAUCACUGGGAAAAGGAUAGUAACAUAGACCUAAGCAGAAGAUGGUUAUGCUAAUAAAAAUGACAGACGUGGAAGGAAAUCAGACAUCGGUUACUGAUUUUGUCCUGGUUGGGUUUACAACAGACCCAUUUCUACGCAUAAUCUUCUUUGUGCUGUUCUUGGCCUCCUACACACUAACAUUGAUUGGGAACCUGGGCCUCAUGACCCUGAUCUAUCUCGAUUCCCGCUUGCACACACCCAUGUACUUCUUUGUGGGCAGUCUUUCCUUCCUGGAUAUCUGGUACUCCUCGGUCUACACUCCUCGGAUCUUGUUUGACUGUGUGUCCAAGAACAAUCACAUGUUCCUUGCUGGUUGCACAGCUCAGUUCUUCUUCUCUGCUGGCUUGGCCUAUAGUGAAUGCUUCUUACUGGCCUUCAUGGCCUAUGAUCGUUUUGUGGCCAUCUGCAACCCACUCCUUUAUGCUACUGCCAUGCCCAAGAAGCUCUGUGUCCAGUUGGUGGUAGGUUCCUAUGUAGCUGGUUUUGCCAAUGCCAUUGCCCACACUGCUAACACCUUCCGGCUACGCUUCUGUGGGAAAAAUAUCAUCAACCACUACUUUUGUGAUGUAGUACCUCUUGUGAAGAUGGCCUGUGAUGACACACAGGUAUAUGAACUCAUUCUGACUGCUCUUAUUGGUAGUAAUAUGUUAGCAACCACAGUUGUGAUCCUGAGCUCCUAUAUUGGUAUUGGGGCAGCCAUAGUCCGCAUCCGCUCAGCUGCAGGGAGACGCAAAGCCUUCUUCACUUGCUCUGCUCACAUGGUUUCAGUCACCCUCUUCUAUGGUUCCAUUCUAAUUAUGUAUUGCAGACCCCACUCUCAACACACUCCAAAUUCAGACAAGGCAAAUGCAUUGUUCUAUACGGUAGUCAACCCUCUAGUCAACCCUUUAAUUUAUAGCUUACGCAACAAAGAUGUGAAGGCAGCCUUCAAAAAAAUCUGGGGGAGAUUCACAGCAUCUAUAUGAAUGUCAUUGAUACUGUAUUACUUCAAAUUAAGCCCCCAUCUACACUGUUUUCCUUCCUUCCCUCCCUUCCUUCCCUCCCUUCCUUCUCUCCCUCCUUCCCUCCCUCCCUUCCUUCAUAAAAGAUGGUGAAGCAAGACAGCAGACCAGAGAGAUUAUUGCAAGGAUUAACCACCAUCUUCAAUCCUCAAAAAUUUUCCACACUUAUUUGUCAUUGUGAGCAACUGUUUCCAGUAUACACACCUUCCCAUUUCUCUUCCUAUUUUACAACAUCCUACACAGAGACAGGAACCGAAUGAAACAGACCCAGCAUGAUCAGAAUGAAAUCAUUGGACAAUGAGAAGCUGAAGAAAAAGUUUGACUUUGAGGUAAGAAUUGGCAAACUGAAGACAGCUCUGCUGCAACAGAUUGAAGUGCUGAUGAAUAGACUGGCUCUUUGUAAUUUCUUUCUGGACAAGGAAAAAAGUUCAAAUCACCUACAAAUGCUCUGCUAUACAGUAUACAGUUGUUCCUUGCAAGGAGCCAGCAUUCUGGAAAGUUUAGUGUUCUGGGAGAUAAUACUAUAGCAUGUUGCUCAAACCAUGCUUGGCACCUUUAAAAGAAUGCCCAGGUUCACAUAUAUCCUUCUCUAAUCACUUUCAGAAAUUGAUUGUUAAUUGCUUUUUAGCCAUUAGGGAUCUAUGGCUCUACAAGU
This is a messenger RNA of Crotalus tigris (Tiger rattlesnake), 2074 nucleotides long. Its product is annotated as olfactory receptor 9G4-like. The transcript has 2 exons. Gene Ontology annotation, biological process: sensory perception of smell; G protein-coupled receptor signaling pathway. Gene Ontology annotation, cellular component: membrane. NCBI's taxonomy places the organism in Eukaryota, Metazoa, Chordata, Lepidosauria, Squamata, Viperidae. The record is from RefSeq and is a predicted model, not a curated record. The coding region runs from base 421 to 1383 and encodes 320 amino acids. Gene Ontology annotation, molecular function: olfactory receptor activity; G protein-coupled receptor activity; odorant binding.